AAGAUGCAAAAACCUGCUGGGCGUAAUGAGACCAUCAUUACAGAAUUCAUCCUUCGUGGCUUUGGAGACUUCCAUGACCUACAAAUUCUUCUCUUCAUUGUUUUUCUCAUGAUCUACAUCAUGACCAUGGUUGGGAACCUGAUCAUUGUUGGACUAGUUGUGACUGAUCGGCACUUACACACACCCAUGUAUUUCUUCCUUGGAAAUUUGUCUUGCUUAGAGACCUGUUACAGCUCAACCAUCCUCCCCAGAAUGCUGGCCAGUUUAUUAACACAUAAUGAUAGUGUGUCUAUUCAUAGCUGCUUGGUCCAAUUCUGGACUUUUGGGGUUUUAGCAGGAACAGAAUGCUAUCUCCUGGCAGCAAUGUCUUAUGAUCGUUGCCUGGCAAUAUGUCGACCACUGCAUUAUUCCACGCAUAUGAAUGCAAAGGUUUGCCUCCUGCUGGUGGUUGGAUCUUGGAUGAGCAGCUUUGUGAUGGACACAACAGUAUUUAUAUUUGUAUUGCAGUUAACAUUCUGCGGCCACAAUGUCAUUCAACAUUUCUUUUGUGAUUUCACUCCAUUGAUUAAUCUGGCCUGCAGUGACACACGGCGGGUUAAACUCAUAUCAACUGUUCUGACUUCAAUAGCUACCCUGCCACCAUUCAUUCUGACCUUAGCAUCAUACAUGUACAUCAUUGCAGCCAUUCUUCAAAUUCCAUCCACCACAGGGAGGCAAAAGGCCUUCUCUACUUGCUCUUCUCACCUCAUUGUGGUGACCAUUUUCUAUGGCACUCUCAUCAUUGUAUAUGUUUUGCCAGAUACCAAUGAACUAAAAGAGCUGAACAAAUUAUUCUCGGUUUUUUACACUAUUUUGACACCUCUAGUCAAUCCCCUCAUAUACAGCCUGAGGAACAAGGAGGUGAAGGAAGCCUUGAGGAGAGCAGGCAGCCAUAUGUGCAAAUGUGUAUUCAACUCUGGCCUUCAAAUCUUUAGAUGUUGCAUAAGGUGA
Messenger RNA from Podarcis raffonei (Aeolian wall lizard), 990 nucleotides. RefSeq names its product olfactory receptor 11A1-like. The coding region runs from base 4 to 990 and encodes 328 amino acids. The transcript has a single exon. NCBI's taxonomy places the organism in Eukaryota, Metazoa, Chordata, Lepidosauria, Squamata, Lacertidae. The record is from RefSeq and is a predicted model, not a curated record. Gene Ontology annotation, molecular function: G protein-coupled receptor activity; olfactory receptor activity. Gene Ontology annotation, cellular component: membrane. Gene Ontology annotation, biological process: G protein-coupled receptor signaling pathway.